AUGGCUGUGAUUUUGAAUGAGUUUGAAACCAGUUCGGAGGGUACUGCGCACAGUGAAGAACAAGACAGUGCCAGCUGGGAGUGGUACUUGGAAAGGAAAAGCCUUGUGCUGCAGUUCCUGAACUCCAACCUGAGCCUCCACCGCCUUCAGCACCACCAGAGCAAAGUUGAGCUUCUGAAGAAGUGUUACUUUUACUUGGAGAUUGAGCCCAAACACGUGAACGUGAGAGACCAGAACCACGUGAUGCAUCGCACUGACAUCUUGCAACUAAUAGACACCUACCAAUUCCAGAGGAUGAAGAAGGUGGGAAAAACCCAGACUGAAAUCCAGCUGUCACUUUUAACUGAGCUGUUAGAACAGCUGGAACAAGGUCAGGAGGAGCUGAGUUGUUACGUAGAGACCUCUGACAUGAUAACGUUCCUCUCCUUGUGGGACUUGAUUAUGCAGAGACUGUCCAAGCUCUCCGAGUUUAUGGAAACUCUCCUUUCCUUGCAAGUGCCAGGAAAGCUCUAUGUCAAGCAUCGUUUGGUGUCACAUGCAGAUCUUAGAGGUACUAGACUUCCCAACAUUAGGCUUUCUCUCUGUACAAAGAUACCACUGAUUUUUGAUCGAGAAGAAUCAUUUGCACACAAGAACUGGGCCAAGCUCAAGUGGUUUACCGAAAAUCAAGAGCCACACCUCGAACAAUAUGAACUGCAUGUUAAGUUACUGACAAAUGGGAGACAGACAGAAGUGGGAUACGGUAGGACUCAGGCAGUCACCUCCAACACAUGUGUAGUCCAGGACCUGCACCCUGGCAGAUCAUACGAAUUCACAAUUAGAAGAUCACACACUGACACACUUGUCUGUGAGAGAUGGUACGACAGCAUUACACUGAAGACAAAAACUAACGCUGUUGAAAACACAGAUGGCAGCUCUUGUGCACUAGAAUGA
Molecule: messenger RNA, 933 nt
Organism: Haliaeetus leucocephalus (bald eagle)
Lineage: Eukaryota; Metazoa; Chordata; Aves; Accipitriformes; Accipitridae
Gene: FNDC11
Product: chromosome unknown open reading frame, human C20orf195
Exons: 1
Coding region: 1-933 (310 amino acids)
Molecular function (GO): protein binding
Source: RefSeq, a predicted model, not a curated record